AUGAAGAGCUUCCACGCCUUCGCGCUUAGUCUGUUUGUCCUGUUCUCAAGAGCUGUUGCUGCAGAUGUUCAAUAUGGAGUCAUUGGUAUUGGCAUACAGAUGUAUCAGCCAUUGUGCUGCUACUCUUGCCAUGAUUCAUUGUCCGCUCUAUAUCUGAACUGCACCACAUUCUCGGAGGAUAUGGAUAGGCAUCACGGCGGCAUGGACAUGAAGCUGGUCAAACGUAUGGACAUGGGGGGCGAGUCACUGGCAACGACAAGCGAUGCCUGCUACGCCAGCGACCGAACUUGGCUUGAGAGCUUCUCAUAUUGUGUCCGCGACAAAUGCUCUCAGAAUGGUGUCACGGAGAGCAAACAGGACCAAUGCUUUGCUAAGCUGGCUGCCAAUGGCAAAGCCGUGUCAACCUUGCAGAGCUCUUUGCCUUCUGCUGCCCCUCCAGUCGAGCUAGGAACCGACUCAACCUGGCUGAACUCCACGAGCCUGGUCAAUGAAGAGACCUACUUGGCUAAUUAUGUCACGAUGAAAGAGUUCGUGUCGUCCGAAUAUCGGCACACUCGUUACUCACUUAUCACUAUGCUCUUCGUCAUAGGCAUCUGUCUCAUCGCUGGAACAUGGAAGUCGCACUUCGCCCACAAAGUCGCACUCAAUAGCUUAUCGCUCAAGCUCAACCAGCAUCUUCUCGUACCCGCGACCUUCAACGGCCAUCACUUAUCACCACUGCCAUACCGACUUGGCUAUCUUCCCAAGCGUGCCCUGUCGCUGUUCAUUACUGCAUACGUCAGCCUCAAUAUCAUUUUCUCUGCAGUCUCGUUUCAUCACGUCUCUCCCAAUGCUUGGUACGCAGACCGCCGCCACGAGAUUGCUGCAUACGUAUCGAACCGUACCGGUGUUCUGAGCUUCGCAAAUCUCGCACUCGCCAUUCUUUUCUCCGGACGUAACAAUUUGUUGAUGGCCAUUACUGGUUGGAACCAAAGCACAAUGAUGGCUAUUCAUCGCUGGGCAUCCCGAGUUGCUACCGUUCAGGCUGUGGUCCACUCGAUCAUCUACACUGUUACAUACUUCUGGACUGGCGGAUCCACUGCGUAUGCAGCUGAAGCGGCGAAGCCUUACUACUGGUGGGGUAUCAUUGCCACCGUCGUGCUAUGUCUUGCAGUAGCCUUUGCUGUGCUACCUAUACGCAUGCGUUCCUACGAGGUCUUCCUUAUCACACACAUAGCCUUCGCUAUACUCGCGCUGAUGGGUUGCUGGUAUCACAUUCAUCUGCGAUUUGGUAGCAAGUGGGGCUACAAAGUCUGGCUUUAUGUCGCAUUUGCUUUCUGGAGCUUCGAUCGACUCAUGCGCUUCUUCCGUCUAAUGUUCUACAACUAUUUCGGUAGCCCCAUUGCUGUGGUGAAGCAGAUACCGCAUACCGACAUACUGGAAAUGACCAUUUUUCCAAAGAAAGCCUGGAACGUGCGACCCGGUCAACAUUCGUUUGUUUACAUACCCCUGCUUGGAAAGCCAUGGGAGAACCACCCUUUCACCAUUGCGACUUGGGGCACUCCGGAGUCAAACCGCAAUACACAAACGACUUCGCCCGCAUCCGACCACAAAGAAGCACAAGUUCACGACAUUGAGAUCGACAGCUCUUCUGCUUCGCAAAUCAGCCACGAGGCACGGCAUCCUGAUCAGAUGGUGUGUCUCAUGCGUGCCAGGAAGGGCAUGACUGCUGCUCUCCUGGAAAAGCUGAAGAAGUCAGGAGCAAGCUCGUUACCUAUCUCCGUCAUGACAGAGGGGCUUUAUGGUGGACAUCGUACGGCGCUAUCACCGCUGAAGACUGCCGAUACCAUCAUGUGUAUCGCUGGUGGCAUUGGUAUCACUAGCUCGAUGAGCUUCCUGCAACAAUACGUCAAUGAAUCUCGAUCACUCCCUGCUUCGGGAACUUUGAUGGGUUGUGCCACCAAUUUUGUUCUGGCCUGGUCAGCGCGAGAGGAAGCUCUACUUCAUCAUGUCUCGAGCUCACUUUUGCCGGAUGCGACUACAGCUCUUGCACAAAACAGACAUCUAGAUUAUCGUUUCUGGUGCACUGGGGAGAACGGCAGCCAAGACAAAGGCCUCGAGCAAGGUAGCAACUUGCAGCGAGGCAGGAUGAACAUCGAGCAUGUUGUAAGGUCUGUAGCAGAAAAGGGACGAAGAGUUGUCGUGAUCGUGUGUGCACCAGGAGGCAUGUCUGACGAGGUCAGGGAAGCUGUGGUCGGAUGUUUGAGAGAUGGCAUGCCGGUUGAUAUCAUCGAAGAGGCUUUUGCCUGGUAG
Messenger RNA from Aureobasidium pullulans EXF-150, 2292 nucleotides. RefSeq lists its product as uncharacterized. Gene Ontology annotation, biological process: intracellular iron ion homeostasis; iron ion transport; copper ion import. NCBI's taxonomy places the organism in Eukaryota, Fungi, Ascomycota, Dothideomycetes, Dothideales, Saccotheciaceae. The record is from RefSeq and is a predicted model, not a curated record. The transcript is spliced from 2 exons. Gene Ontology annotation, cellular component: plasma membrane. Gene Ontology annotation, molecular function: ferric-chelate reductase activity. Bases 1 to 2292 code for a protein of 763 amino acids.